Molecule: messenger RNA, 459 nt
Organism: Acaromyces ingoldii
Lineage: Eukaryota; Fungi; Basidiomycota; Exobasidiomycetes; Exobasidiales; Cryptobasidiaceae
Exons: 3
Coding region: 1-459 (152 amino acids)
Source: RefSeq, a predicted model, not a curated record
AUGGUAACAAUUUCGCGCAGGCACCAAUUCACAUCGCUGUCCAAGAGAUACUGGUCGUCGGCUGCCGUUCGCAUAGCGGUGUCGAGCCCGGCUUUGAAAGGGAAGCCGAUGAGGCCGCUCUUUCUCUUCCGCAUCGUUCCACGGGGGUGCUUUUCGCAUGAGCACGUUGAAGCACCGCAGCAUGAUUUCGAAAUCAUUGACAAGUGGUUUCUCACAGUCACGGAACGUGGCUUGAGGAAGCUCGAGGAGAGGGCUACGGUCGACUACGUGCUGAAGGGCAACCAAGGUGGGGUCGAGCUGGCUGUAAUGGCCUUCGUGGCUAAUCUCGACGAUCGUGGCAAUUCAUUCUUGUAUGACAGCCUUGUCUUUGGGAAGCCAGUAGCCGACUCGGCCAAGGGUCAGAUGCCUUCGAGCUCUGUCCCUGGCAACUACCAAAGGCAGCUCGAAGCUGGUUCUUGA